Molecule: messenger RNA, 1507 nt
Organism: Nelumbo nucifera (sacred lotus)
Lineage: Eukaryota; Viridiplantae; Streptophyta; Magnoliopsida; Proteales; Nelumbonaceae
Product: choline-phosphate cytidylyltransferase 2-like
Biological process (GO): CDP-choline pathway
Molecular function (GO): phosphatidylcholine binding; choline-phosphate cytidylyltransferase activity
Source: RefSeq, a predicted model, not a curated record
UGACCACCUCGCUCACGCUUCGCUCGCUCUCUCUCUCUCUCUCCGACCUCCAACUCGAAGCGGGAAGAACGGUUUUCACAUUCUCGUCUCCUCCUCUGCAUUCCGCCACAAAACACUCCCUCUCCUUCUCUCCCUCCGAAAAACUUCUCUCUGUCCCCCUCUAUCUGGGAUCUUCCAUCCAAAACUCCUAUCUUCUCUCUCAGACAAAAGAAACAAAACCAGGCAUUCUGCGGAUUUCAGGGACCAAAGCACAGAUCGGACGGUGUCGGUCCAUGACGCGCCUGCCUCGGAAGCGGCAGGGCUUGCCCAAAGACGACGAUUUGGCGGCAGACGACGCCGGAGACUCGGUGGCUACUGAGAAUUGUUCGUCUUCUUCGGUUGAGUUCGAGCCGCAUUCAUCUCCGUCGCCAGUUGCUGAUACAGAACCAGAUAGCGAGGCUAAGGACAAACCUGUUCGGGUUUACGCAGAUGGCAUCUAUGAUCUCUUCCAUUUUGGCCAUGCUCGAUCGCUCGAGCAGGCGAAGAAACUGUUCCCAAACACAUAUCUGCUUGUUGGUUGCUGCAACGAUGAGGUUACACACAAGUACAAGGGGAAAACUGUUAUGACUGAAGCUGAACGAUAUGAGUCCCUUCGUCACUGCAGGUGGGUCGAUGAAGUUAUUCCUGAUGCUCCAUGGGUCAUCACAGAGGAGUUCCUUGAUAAACACAAGAUAGACUAUGUGGCCCAUGACUCUCUUCCAUAUGCAGAUGCAAGUGGAGCUAGCAAUGAUGUCUAUCAAUUUGUUAAAGCAGUUGGGAAAUUCAAGGAGACACAGCGCACAGAAGGGGUAUCAACAUCAGAUAUUAUAAUGAGGAUUCUUAAAGAUUACAAUCAGUACAUAAUGCGAAACUUAGCCCGUGGUUAUUCAAGGGAAGACCUUGGUGUGAGCUAUGUGAAGGAGAAACAAUUGAGAGUGAAUAUGGGAAUAACCAAAUUGCGAGAGAAAGUAAAGGAACAACAAGAGAAGGUGGGACAGAAGUUGCAUACUGUGGCAAAGACGGCUGGUAUGCAUCAUGGGGAGUGGGUUGAGAAUGCAGAUCGCUGGGUUGCAGGUUUCCUUGAGAAGUUUGAGGAAGGUUGCCACAUAAUGGAAACAGCCAUCAAAGAUCGCAUCCAAGAAGGCCUGAAGAGGCAGCAGUCCAAAGCCACGGAAAAUCUACUCCUGGAUGAGUAGUCUUGAGAUGAAUGGUUUCAAGUCCUAUGUCUAAAAUGUAGGAUAAAGUAAAACAAUUGAGAUGCAGGAAUCAUUGUUAGUAUGAUUUCUUCCCUUUAUUAUUAUGCUGUUAUAUGUGCUUGUAAAGUUGGUGGUGCAACAUAUGAUGAAAAUAGUAAAAGUGCAAUCUAUGUGUGCCACUGCACAAAGCAGAUUGAGAAUUGUACCAGUGUCUUCAUCCAUUAAAAGCCUCAUUUUUUAGCUCUUAUUUUUAUUGAUUAAAUACCAUAUCCUUCCAUUUAUUUCAUGAUUAA